Molecule: messenger RNA, 621 nt
Organism: Aspergillus pseudoviridinutans
Lineage: Eukaryota; Fungi; Ascomycota; Eurotiomycetes; Eurotiales; Aspergillaceae
Exons: 1
Coding region: 1-621 (206 amino acids)
Source: RefSeq, a predicted model, not a curated record
AUGUACAAGGUCUUCACUGCUUCCCUUCUGGCCACUGUUGCUCUUGCAGCAGGCCAUAAUAACCUCCUUGCCCGCCAGGUUUUUAGCUGCGAAUCCCACGCUGGCUACAAGACCUGCAUGAAUGUUUGCAUCCCCAUUAGUGACAGCUGCUGUCCCGGCGCGUUCGGCUGCAGGCCAGGCACCUAUUGCGACGGCGAUGGCUGCUGCCCCAACAACAAGAUCUGCACUGGUGGUGGGGGAAUCGUUACUGGAACCUUGACUGAUACCAUCACCUUGACAAACACUCUUACGAGCACUCUGGCAAACACUCACACUGAGACCGCGACGGCUCCUACCACUACUGAAACCACUUCAACCUCUACCUCGACCACCACUUCGACUUCGACCUCUACUUCUACUGCCACAUCCACCUCGACCUCAACCUUGACCUCUCGCUCAGUCAUCCCCACUCAGCCCACCAUCACCUCUCCCAGCUCCCCUCCAAGCUCAAGUCGCUCGCCCUCUGCGCCUGGCUCCUCCACCGCCAGUCCUUCUUCCCCACUGUUCACCGGCGGCGCCUCCAGCAUGAAUGCCGGCCUCGGUGCUGUGGUGUGUCUGAUUGCGGGAGCCGCUCUCCUGUAA